Messenger RNA from Lepisosteus oculatus (spotted gar), 1173 nucleotides. It is a transcript of the gene ccdc172, whose product is annotated as coiled-coil domain containing 172. Gene Ontology annotation, cellular component: cytoplasm. Lineage: Eukaryota; Metazoa; Chordata; Actinopteri; Semionotiformes; Lepisosteidae. The record is from RefSeq and is a predicted model, not a curated record.
AGAAGAAUUCAUAUUCUUCUGUAACGAACCGCUGUUUUUCUCGAACUUUUCCAGACGUUUGAAUUAACUUGCAAUAUGAGUCUGGACUCGUUGUUUCACCACAUUUUACUUUCAGAACAAGAGGCUGAAGAGAAAAGACGUCGUUUACUGGAAGUUAAAGCGGAAAUUGACUGGUAUCAAGAAAAACACAAGACUUUAAUGGAAGAACUAGAGUGUGCAAAAAUGAAAGUGGAAGAAAAGACCCGGAUUCUGUCUGAAACUGCUUUGCAGUGUGGCCUAUUAAGGAUGCACAAAGAAGCAACUGAAAAGCAGAAAGCUGACCUUUCAAAACAAAAGCACAAUCUCAUAGAAUCCCUGGGGGAAAUACGACAAAAAUGCUCAGAAGAGCAGGAGAAAUUUAUGAAAGAGAUCAUGGCUUUCAAUGAUGAUUACAGUCUACUGACAGACAGAGAAGCAAUUAUGGAAUCCAGAACCAAGGCAGAAAUACUUAAAUUGGAAGAGGAAGAAACUUUUUUAAUCAAGGAAAUGGAGUGUAUGGAACAGAAAAAUAUUCAAUUGAAUGCUUUGCAGUCAGAAAAGAGCUCACUUCAGCUACAGAUGGUGGAGCUUGAAGACAAAACAAAAGUCCUUGAAAAAAACCUGAAUGAAGCAAUAACUUUCACAGAAACUUUGAAAGCUGAAAAACUAAAAAUUCACCAGAAACCAGAGACUGAUGGUGAAUUCCUUAGACUUCAAAGGGAGCUGAAAUUCUACAAAGAACAGAACCUAGAAAGUGUCAGAGAAGCUCUUUGCUCGGAAAUCCAUUUCCUCCAAAUGAAAUUAGCACAAAAGGGCAUUCAGUUUUCAAGCAGCUACUGUUGAUUUAAGUUGCAUUGGAGAGAUCAAUGGCUGAUGAUGGAGGUGUGUAGAGUACGUACAUCUAUCAAGUACCACAGCAAAGGCAAACAGCGAAUGCUUCUGGAAAUCGUUAGCUGCUUCUUAUCUUUUUGCUGCACAGCACAAAGUGAGUUGACACAAGUAGAACAAGUGGAACAAGGCAGACGGUAGCAGUUAAGAUUUAAUGUGAAUAGAGCUUAAGAUGCUAGCUUUGUCUUGCUUUUCAUAUUGUACUGGAGCAGAUUUAUAGUUUUGUUUUCGACAGUGGUCAAAAAUGUUUUGUACACACUAGAUGUA